This is a messenger RNA of Globicephala melas (long-finned pilot whale), 1047 nucleotides long. The record is from RefSeq and is a predicted model, not a curated record. NCBI's taxonomy places the organism in Eukaryota, Metazoa, Chordata, Mammalia, Artiodactyla, Delphinidae.
AGCAGAAAACUUCUCAGCCUGCAGGGGACAGCUGUAAGCAUGAUAUUUGUUAGCUUGCUGCGGGCAGUCCUGGUCUCCACCUGUCUGGGAUCCAGUGUGGCCCAAAUGGUCACUCAACCUCAACCAGAAGUGUCUGUGCAAGAGCCAGACACAGUGACCCUGGACUGUACGUAUAGCACUAGUGAGAGUAAUUAUUAUUUGCUGUGGUACAAACAGCCUCCCAGCGGGGAGAUGAUUUUCAUUAUUGGCCAAGAAGCUUAUAAGCAACAGAAUGCAACCAACAGUCGCUACUCUGUGAACUUCCAGAAAGAAGCCAAAUCCUUCCGUCUCAGGAUCUCAGACUCCCAGCUGGAGGAUGCUGCAAAGUAUUUCUGCGCUUACAGUGAAAGGAAACUCUGUGUGUACUCUGGAGUUGGGGGUUACCAACUCAUUUUCGGGAAGGGCACCAAACUCUUGGUCAUACCAAAUAUCCAGAACCCCGACCCUGCCGUGUACCUGCUGAGAAGCCCCAAAUCCAGCAACACCUCCGUCUGCUUAUACACCGAUUUUGAAUCUCAAGCCAAUGUGUCACAAGUCACGAGGCCCGUGGUGUUCAGCUCAGACAGCACCGUGCUAGACAUGGGAGCAUUGGGUUCCAAGAGCAACGGGGUCGUGGCUUGGAGCAGCAGGACCGAUUUGGGAUGCGGAGACACCUUCAACCAGACCUUCUACUCCAGCUCAGGAAUUCCCUGUGAUGCCAAGAUAGCAGAGAAAAGCUUUGAAACAGAUAUGAACCUAAACUUCCAAAACUUGUCAGUGAUCGGCUUCCGCGUUCUCCUCCUGAAAGUGGUCGGGUACAACCUGCUCAUGACGCUGCGGCUGUGGUCCAGCUGAGGUCUCCAAGAACGUGAGAGCCCCGUGCUCCCUCUCCCCUUGUUCCUUGUUGCCCCUCCUCUCCCUCUUCAAGCAGAGAGGCGCACUCUCUGCCCCCGUGGACAAGAAGGCUCCCUCCACCUCUCUGGCCCCACUGGCAAUACCACCUACUGGGUCCUACCAGAUAGGACGCUG